This is a messenger RNA of Hyphopichia burtonii NRRL Y-1933, 1541 nucleotides long. RefSeq lists its product as uncharacterized. Gene Ontology annotation, cellular component: cytoplasm. Lineage: Eukaryota; Fungi; Ascomycota; Pichiomycetes; Serinales; Debaryomycetaceae. The transcript has 3 exons. The annotation marks the transcript as partial. The record is from RefSeq and is a predicted model, not a curated record.
ACUACAUUCACGCUCGUUUAAUUUAUAUCAUCGUUCCUGUCGAUUAUUAAGUGACAGAAGAAAGAAAAAAAAAAAAAAGAGAGAUGUAUCAUCAACCAAAUCAUUCUUUUGAUUCUGCAAGACGAUUAUCCUCUAAUAAUCCCUUCAGACAUAUGCAACAAGCCAAUAACCUACCCCCUGUCAGACCAGGUAAUGUCAGAAAUCAUUCGGGCUCUCUGAAUGUGCUGACUAACUCCCAGGCUUUUGAAGAUUGGGUAGAACGUAAUAAAGUUUUGAUUGAUAUGAGUGAUGAUGAAAUCGAUUCUAAUCAUGAUUAUAAAAAACCAGAAUUUCCUCCAAAACCAAUUCGUGCAGGAAGUGACUCUAGUGUUAACUACAGUGAUCGAAAAAUGUCUUCAAAUAAUCCAUUCGCUGCUGCGUUAAAUGAACCUAACUCUUAUGUUCAUCGUCGCGAUCCUCCUCCUCCUCCAGUAUCAAGAGCUUAUAACCAAUCUUCGGCAACUCCCCCAGCUCGUCCUCCAAAACCAGAAAAUUCCUCUUCAUCAUCAAUUCCUCCUCCUUCUUAUGAAGAAGCCGCUGGACCUGAGAAGAUUAAAAGCGACUAUCCCAGAGAAAAAUCUUCGUCGUCGUCGUCCUCUCGUUAUAACUCCUCUAAACCUCAUCGUUCUCAUUCUGACUCUUCAAGACCACAUCGUUCUCAUAGAUCCAAAAGACGUCAUAGAUCUUCCAAAAACAGAUCUCCUUCUAGGAAGAAACCUGAACCGGUAAAGGCUAAAAAUUUGGAUACCAUUGAUAAAUUAGACGUUACUGCCUUUUUCGGUGGCGGGUUCCAUCAUGAUGGUCCAUUUGAUGCUUGUACUCCUCAUCGUAACAAAAAUCAAAAACAAGCCCCUGUUAUGGCUUUCCCAGCUGAUGGUCCAAAUAAUUCUAUAAAAGGUUUGGCUCCAAAUGUUAAUGAUGAUGAAAGAAUGAACUUGGCUUUUGGUAAUUAUGAUGAUAAUGAUCAUAAUCAAAUUGUUGGUAGAACUGGGUCAGUUAAAAAGAAGGUGGUUACUCCUCCUUCAAGUUCUCAUCCAAUUAAUGAUGCAAUUGAUGGUACUGAUGCUAGUCCCUUGAUUAAAACAAAUAAAGCAAGUGCUGAUCCUUCAACUACUUUAUACACUCCUAAACAAAAUCCUUCAGUAAUUAAUUUUGAUCCUAAUGUUAAUUCAGAACCAAUCCACGGUUCUACUACUGCUGGAUUAGGAUCUUCGACUUUCCUUGAUGGUGCUCCAGCUCCAAGAGUUCAAAAUGAAGAUUUCCUCUCCGUUGGUAAUGGUGGAAACGCCGGUGGUUUAGGACGUAAGAAAUCCUUGGUUCAAAGAUUACGUAAAAAUAGUGCAAGUGAACAUAGCUCAAGAAGAAAUUCUGGUGAUACUAACUCUGCUUUAUCAACUUCUCCUGAUGCCGAAUAUGGUAGAGCUAGCUUUGGUGAUGAUCCGGUCGUCGGUAAUAAUGGAGGUAAUUCUUUAUUAAAAAGAGUCAAGAGUUUGAAAGUUGGA